UUGAUUUUGGACUGCUUGCUUCCCUCGCCGCCGGCACAUUAUCUCACGAUUCCCUUUGGGGCCGUCCCGCCGGGCGGAGAGUCGGACCUGAGAGGUGGUGCAGAACCCCUCCCCACCCCGGCCGGAGCUGCAGUCUCCCGUCACUUGCUCGGAACACGCACAGAGUGCGCGAUGGUGGCGGCGGGGCCCGGCGACGGCAGCAGCGGGUAGAAAAUGGCGGAUUUCGAGGAGCUGCGGAAUAUGGUAUCAAGUUUUCGUGUUUCUGAACUGCAAGUGUUGUUGGGGUUUGCUGGACGUAAUAAAAGCGGGCGGAAACAUGACCUUCUGAUGAGGGCACUACACAUACUGAAGAGCGGCUGCAGCCCAGCAGUUCAGAUAAAAAUCCGAGAACUCUAUAGGCGUCGGUAUCCAAGGACGAUUGAAGGACUUUCAGACUUACCGGCUAUAAAACCUGCAGUUUUCAAUUUGGACAGUAGUUCCUCUCCUAUUCAGCCUGACCUGGCUGUUGCUGGCAUUCAUCCACUCCCUUCUACUUCUGUCACAGCUCGGUCUCCUUCCUCACCUGUCAGUUCUGUGUUCCUCCAAGACACUAAACCCCACUUUGAGAUGCAGCAGCCAUCCCCUCCGAUUCCACCUGUUCAUCCCGAUGUUCGGCUGAAAAGCCUACCUUUUUAUGAUGUGCUUGAUGUGCUCAUAAAACCUACAAGUCUAGUACAGAGCAGUAUUCAGAGGUUCCAAGAGAAGUUUUUUAUCUUUGCUUUAACACCUCAGCAGGUCAGAGAAAUCUGUAUUUCCAGGGACUUCUUACCAGGGGGCAGGAGAGAUUAUACAGUUCAAGUUCAGAUAAGGUUAUGCCUAGCAGAGACGAGCUGCCCUCAAGAAGAUAAUUACCCUAGUAGUUUGUGCAUUAAAGUAAAUGGGAAGCUGUUUCCAUUGCCGGGAUUUACUCCACCACCAAAAAAUGGAAUCGAACAGAAGCGACCUGGGCGCCCCUUGAAUAUAACAUCUCAAGUUAGGUUGUCAUCGGCAGUGCCAAACCAGAUUUCCAUUUCCUGGGCUUCUGAAAUUGGAAAGAAUUACUCCAUGUCUGUGUAUCUUGUUCGUCAGCUUACUUCAGCUAUGCUUUUGCAGAGGUUAAAAAUGAAAGGUAUCAGAAACCCCGAUCAUUCCAGAGCACUAAUUAAAGAAAAACUAACUGCAGAUCCUGAUAGUGAGAUUGCCACAACCAGUCUGCGGGUAUCUCUGAUGUGUCCUCUGGGAAAAAUGAGACUGACAAUCCCAUGCCGGGCUGUUACUUGUACACACCUGCAGUGUUUUGAUGCUGCUCUUUAUCUUCAAAUGAAUGAAAAGAAACCUACCUGGAUCUGCCCUGUCUGUGACAAAAAGGCAACUUAUGAGAGCCUGAUAUUAGAUGGACUCUUUAUGGAAAUCCUUAAUGAAUGUUCAGAUGUAGAUGAGAUCAAAUUCCAAGAAGAUGGCUCCUGGUGCCCUAUGAGGCCAAAGAAAGAAGCUGUGAAAGUCUCAAGUCCACAGUGUACCAAAAUAGAAAGUUCCAGUGGUGUUAGCAAAUUGUGUUCUGUGACAGUGACCAAUGAGGUCAACAAGAAGAAAGUUGACAUUAUUGACUUGACAAUAGAAAGCUCUUCUGAUGAAGAGGAAGAUCCUCCUGCCAAACAAAAGUGCAUUUUUAUGACUGAAACACAAGGAAGCCCAAACAAAGGGGUUCUCAUGUAUCAGCCAUCUACUGUCAGAGUGCCUAGUGUGACAACAGUUGAUGCUGCUGCUAUUCCUCCUUCAGUAACAGACUACCCAGUACCAUUCCAUCAUUCACCAGUAUCCAGUAUUUCAUCAGACUUGCCGGGUCUGGAUUUUCUUUCACUAAUCCCAGUUGAUUCACAGUACUGUCCUCCUAUGUUUUUGGAUAGUCUCACCUCAACCUUAACAAGCAGCGCGCCUGGCAGCGUUAUCACAUUAACCGGUCACCAUGAGAACAACAGCACACACGUUAGCUCCUCCAGCAGGAGCGAGACAGGAGUGAUAACCAGUAGUGGAGGCAGCGCUCCUGACAUCAUCUCACUGGACUGAAACAGGGGGCAGCAUGGGACUCCAGGAGAAAUUGUACAGCUGGUGCUUGUGUCUCUGGAACUUCAGCAUCUUGGAAGUUAUUCUGAUAUUUAUUGAAAGGAUUCGCCUUAUGGAAAAUGGAGUAAAUUCAUCUACACUAGGAACAGAAGUGAUAGAUUAUUUUUUUUUUUAAUAUUUUUUUUUCUUGCUCACUAGAGCAGCUUCUUGCUGGUGUGGAGAAAGCCCCUUCAGAACAUGCUUUUAUGCUUUUGGCUUGUUUUGGGGAAAAGUCUUUUUGUUGCAAAAUACAGCAAUAAUGCAAAAACAAACAAAAACUUUUUAAAUAAAAAAGGCACUUAACCACAACAACCUGGACAAAGGUGCAGAAGUGUAUGAAUUAGUGAUUUUUAAAAUAUUUUCACUGGUACAUGUAAUAAACUUCAAUUAAGACAA
This is a messenger RNA of Apus apus (common swift), 2517 nucleotides long. RefSeq names its product E3 SUMO-protein ligase PIAS2-like. The transcript is spliced from 14 exons. The record is from RefSeq and is a predicted model, not a curated record. Gene Ontology annotation, biological process: regulation of transcription by RNA polymerase II; protein sumoylation. NCBI's taxonomy places the organism in Eukaryota, Metazoa, Chordata, Aves, Apodiformes, Apodidae. Gene Ontology annotation, molecular function: zinc ion binding; transcription coregulator activity; SUMO ligase activity. The coding region runs from base 214 to 2085 and encodes 623 amino acids.